Molecule: messenger RNA, 1371 nt
Organism: Tribolium castaneum (red flour beetle)
Lineage: Eukaryota; Metazoa; Arthropoda; Insecta; Coleoptera; Tenebrionidae
Gene: Cth
Product: Cystathionine gamma-lyase
Exons: 6
Coding region: 168-1340 (390 amino acids)
Biological process (GO): transsulfuration
Cellular component (GO): cytoplasm
Molecular function (GO): carbon-sulfur lyase activity; pyridoxal phosphate binding
Source: RefSeq, a predicted model, not a curated record
CAAUUUUUAUCUCUAUUUUUGGGUUUAUCUCACUACAAAUAAAAAUAUUUUGCGGCUAAAUUGUGAAAUUUAAAUUUCACUUUGGUAACAAUAUUCAGGCACCUGCCAGAGAGACUGAGCAGUUGACGUGUGUUCAAAAUUUCCAGUCGGGUUUUAGAGUCUUGAAAAUGUCAGGCGAGAGUGGAUAUCUUCCCCAGCAUAAAGGUUUUGCAACUGCUGCAAUUCACGCGUUCCAAGAACCGGAACAAUGGGAGUCCUUGGCUGUCGUCACCCCCAUGGUGUCUUCGACGACUUUUAAACAAUACGGGCCUGCUAAUUUCAAGAAAUAUGAAUACGGCCGCUCUGGCAACCCCAGCAGGGAGGUUUUAGAGAAAUGUUUGGCAACCCUCGACAACGGGAAAUAUGGGUUGUGCUGGUCGUCGGGACUGGGGGCCACCACAGGCGUCGCCAGUCUUUUUACAGCCGGGGACCACAUCAUCUGCGGGGAUGAUGUCUAUGGGGGCACUAAUCGGCUUUUCAGACAAGUCUGCUCCAAGUUCGGGCUCGAAAUCACCUUCGUUAACGAAAAAGAGAUCGAAAAAAAUAUUAAACCCAACACGAAGCUGAUCUGGAUCGAGAGUCUCACAAACCCGACUUUGAAAGUCAUGGACAUAAAAGCAACGGCUGAACUGGCCCACAAACACAACGUCUUGCUGGCCGUUGACAGCACCUUCGUGACCCCUUAUUUCCAACAUCCGCUGGAUUUCGGCGCUGACCUCGUCAUACACUCCAUCACCAAGUACAUCAACGGCCAUUCGGACGUCAUCAUGGGGGCCACAAUCACCAACAAUAAGGAGAUUUACGACAAACUGAAAUUCCUACAAAACUCAAUGGGGAUCAUCCCGGCCCCCUUUGACUGCUACCAAGUGACCCGAAGUUUGAAAACCUUGGCUUUGAGGAUGCAACAACACAUGAAAAAUUCCAUUCAAGUGGCCAAGUUUCUUGAGAAACACCCCAAGGUGGCCCGGGUGGUGCAUCCAGGGCUGCCCUCGCACCCCCAACAUGAUAUUUUCAAAAGGCAAUCGUCGGGUUGCAGCGGCAUCAUGUCUUUUUAUCUCAAAAAUGCCACUCUUGAGCAGUCGAGAACGUUUCUCUCUGCGUUAAAAAUUUUCACUCUGGCUGAAAGUUUGGGCGGAUAUGAGAGUUUGGCCGAACUUCCGUCGGUUAUGACUCACGCGUCCGUUCCGGAAGACCAGAGAAAAGUCUUGAAAAUCACCGACGAUUUAAUUCGGUUGUCGGUGGGUCUGGAGGACAUCGAGGACUUGAUAAGUGAUCUCCAACAAGCACUUGAAAAAAUCUGAAUUUAUUAAUAAAUAAAGCCACGAAUUCUUA